AUGUUCUCCCUGCCUUCCCUCUCCUCCUGGCUCCCCAACCUCCCUUCCUUUGAGUGGGGUUCCAAUCUCUUCGACAGCUUCCUGCAAGGCCUGAUCGGGGCCCUUGGAGUCUCGGUUCUCAACAGUCUCCUGAAAGUUUACUUCUUCGUGGCCUGUGUCAAUGACCCCCAGCGGCAGCCCCAAAAGCAGCGGCUGCGAGCGCAAUGGGCCUCAUUGGAGAUGGUGCAUCUGGCUGGUCUGGCUCUGUUCCUGACCGUGAUAGGGGCCCGGGUCUCCGCCCUCGUGGUCUUGGAGUUCUCCCUCCGGGCUGUAUCCACGCUGCUGUCCCUGGGCAAGGGCUCCCAGGACAAGGAGCGUCUCCAGCUCUUCCUGGUGUGUCAGUUCUCCCUGGGCUGUGGGCUAAGUUGUGGCCUGAGCUUCCUCCAGGAAGGCGCCCCACACCGCUCCCUGAACCUGCUGCUGAGCCUGGGACUGGCUGUACUUCUCCGCCUGGGUGCCCGGCGCCUAAACCUCCAUAUCUGCAGCCUCUACGAACUGCACAGCAGCCAGCGCUACUGUGGCGUCUGCUUGGGCCUACUGGCCAGCCAGCACGCCAUGCCCAGGUUCCUGGGCCGCGCUCUGGGAGUGGCCUUCGCUGUGAGUGAUCUAGCAGCUGUGGCCCUCAUCAACAAGGACUUCCUGAGCACAUCAGAGGCCGUGCGAUUCUGGACCCCACUCACCAUUUGCUACACGCUGCUGGUUAUCUACAUGCAGGAGGAGCAGCGGCAACAUCGCUUCAGCCUACAGGGCCAGAUCCAGACGGUACUGGUGCGCAUGGGUGGCCUCUUUGUUCUGUUGAUGACCGUGGGUCGCUGGCUGGACCUCCUGGGUGUCUUUGUCUCCCUUUUGGGUGAGCUGUGGUGUUUAGCAGGUAUUCGCGCCUUAAUCGACCUCUGCCAGAUACAGGGCUUUCCACCCCAGAGGCCUACAGUAACAGCAGCAGUAACAGCAGAAGGAGAAUGAAGACGGACAGGUCCAUGCGAGCCCCAGCCUUCCACACCUGCCCCAGCCAGAAGCGCGGUCCCCUUCUGACUUGCCCUGCAGAGGAUGUGAAGUCAGUUUCAGGCCUACACGGGCUAACCAGCAAGGUCUUGACCACAAGAUGUGGCCUGAAGACUGAGUAGCAGAGCUGGUCCCCACCUAGACUUUCAAGCAGGCCAUGGGGGCUCUGGAGAAAGGGGAUGGCCAGGGCUGGGGACCUAGAGAGAUGGGAACAUGAAGGCCUCUGAGUGAAUCCCUCUCUUGAAGAUGGGCAGCUUCAUCAGACUCACUUUUCCUGGCCUUGCAAGAGGGCAGAGGACAAUUGUGACCUCAGAAUGACCCCUGUCCUCUGACCACCCCUCCCCCACCUUGCUC
Molecule: messenger RNA, 1395 nt
Organism: Arvicanthis niloticus (Nile rat)
Lineage: Eukaryota; Metazoa; Chordata; Mammalia; Rodentia; Muridae
Gene: Tmem82
Product: transmembrane protein 82
Source: RefSeq, a predicted model, not a curated record